Molecule: messenger RNA, 693 nt
Organism: Emiliania huxleyi CCMP1516
Lineage: Eukaryota; Haptophyta; Isochrysidales; Noelaerhabdaceae
Exons: 2
Coding region: 1-693 (230 amino acids)
Source: RefSeq, a predicted model, not a curated record
AUGUUCGAGGCUGUGCUCAUGCACGAUACAGGCGCGGUGCUCGACGCGGUCCGAAGCACCGCUGCAGCCGCAGAGGCUGGUGCGGCGGUUUAUGCCAGCUCGGCCACGAGCAAUGUUGUUGUGUGCCAAAGCAGCACUGCUACCGCUGGCGCAAUCUCUGUUCAGCACGAGGGCAGCAUCUCCCGCACUCUCGUCAGCACAGACGCGCAAACCACGCUAAAGGGCUCGGACAUCCAUGCAGUCGCGAGUAGUGCGACUGCUGAGAUGCUGCUCCGGCAGGAGUUGGAAGAGAAGUUGCGGUCACAGACCAAGGAGCUCGCUUCUGAGCAGCGCUCUGCGAACGCUAUGAAGAAGGCGCUCGCGUCGGCGCGGGAUGAGCUUGCUGCGGCACAAGAGCUGAGGCGCUCCGACUGCGACAACCUGAGGACAGCGCAGCAGGCUGCUAAACGCGACAUCAAAGCGGCUGAGCGGAUCAUGCAGCUCGAUCAAGGCCGACCAGGCAAAUCAUGCAGCUCGAUCGAGCUGAGUAUUUCGAUGGAGGCAGAGGCGAGGCGCGCUGAUGCCGCAGAGGCAGAGAGGUCAAGGCUGUACGACAAGAUGGAGGGGAUUAUGCGCACGCGUGAGGGGUUGAUAGACGCACUCGCAGAGGCGCAGCGCAAGCGCGAACAAGUGAUUGUUAAGAGAUAUACGUAG